This is a messenger RNA of Didymodactylos carnosus, 3795 nucleotides long. Lineage: Eukaryota; Metazoa; Rotifera; Eurotatoria; Philodinida; Philodinidae. The record is from the annotation of a GenBank genome assembly.
AUGCUACAACCUAUAAAUUCAUUAGCUACACUAGAAACACAAAAUGCAUUUAUUCAAGUAGUCAAAAUAGUAAUACGCGCGGACGCUAUUGGUGGAAAAGAUCAGGAGAAUAUUGAAACAAAAAAAGAUGAUUAUCUGUCACUCUGUAAAAAUGUAACAUUUUGGAUCUUGUUUAGAUUUCCAUUCAGACUUCGAGAAAUUACCGGGCUUGAUGAUAAUUCUAUUAAUCAAACAAUAGAAGCAUGUAAAGAUCCUGAUACAGGCAGAUAUUCACUUGAACAAGUUAUCAGUUUACUUUUCGAUGAUAAUAGUUUACGAAAUAAUCUUCAGCGAUCACAUAGCAACAAUGUACCAGCACUACAAAAUAGUGCCAAUGCCGUGUCAAAUGACAGAAGUUUAUCGCCUAGUCUAAAACAACGUUUGUCUGAUUCUAUUACUGAUGAUGUUAUUGAAUUAUCACCUGCUGAUGGCGCACAGCCAGAUGAUGAACUUGAGAGAGCAUUACAAUUAUCUCGUGAAACAAUGGAGCAGAUUAUUGAUGAAUCGGAUGUUACAGAAAGAACAAAAGAUGAACCAGCUGGCUUAAAAAAUGUGGGCAAUACAUGCUGGUUUAAUUCAGUUGUACAGACAUUAUACACUUUACCAUAUUUUCGACGAUUAAUACUCAGUUUUCAAUGGCAAAGUCGAUUAUUCACUGAUGAUCUACAAGCCGUUGGAUUUACAGAAGAAUUAAGAAAUUUAUUUACAUUGAUGCUUAAAUCUCCAAGACGUUCAAUCAAUCCUGAUCGUGCAAUAAAAAAAUUUAAAGGAACAAGAAAACUAUGUCGUGUCGACUUUUCUCAUGAGGAUUGUUCUGAGUUUGCAACAUUAUUGAUUGACCUUAUCGAACUAGCAUUUGAAGCAACUGGUAAAAGCCAAUUGACAAUCGAUAAUAGUAAUCAAGAAUAUAUAAAUCCAAUGAAUGUACUCGUUACUGGUGAAGUUAUUGUUGAGCGAACGGAACCGAAAAAUGAUAUUAACGAACGAACAGAAGCACUUCGGCAAAUUAACAUUCAAAUGAUUGAUUCAGGAAAUUUAUAUGAUGGUCUGGAAACCUUAUGGCUCGGCUCAGCAGAUGAAACAUUAAUUCGUUUUACUCAAGAUGCACAAGCGAUUAAUGAACAGCGUUGGUUAACACGCGUACCACCAAUCUUAUUUAUUUGUUUAAAUCGCUAUCGUUUUUCUCAGACAACAAAACAAGCAUCAAAAAUUAUAGGCCCAUUUGAAUUUUAUCCAAAAUUGUACAUUGAUAGAUAUUUACAAAUCAAUAAAGAUUUGAUAUUAGCCAAACGAAAUGCAGCAAAAUUUCUUUAUGCACAAUUAAGAGAGCUUCAAAAUACUCUAAAUAAUUAUAUAAAAUAUCCAUGCAAUGAUGAAGCGUUUUCGCUGGCGAAUGCGAUACGAAUAGUUUAUGAAUUUGCAACUGGAUGCCGUUUAAAUCCAUUGCCACCAAAAAAAACUGAUUCGUUGGUAUUGGAUCCUACCGUGCCACACUCAUCUUCAUCUACAUCAUCCUCACUUCUUUCUCCGCCUCGAUCAAGACAACAGACAAAUACAAUUCGUCCAUCUCAAAUUUCAAAUGAUGAAUUGUUGUUUAUACAGAAUACAUUGCCAGCCUGGCUGACAGAAAUCGAAGCAAAGUGUGCACAUAUUCGUGAAGAUAUUUGUCGAGUUCAAGCCGAAUUAAAACAAUUAUACGAUGAUCCUCAACUAAAAAAAAAAUGUUACAAUUUACAUGCAGUAUGUGUUCACGAAGGAAGUGCAACACUCGGUCACUUUUGGACAUAUGUUUAUCAUCCCGAUCGUGAAAAAUGGUUUCGUUAUAAUGAUAAUGAAGUAACACAAACAACAUGGGAUGAAGUGUACGAAGCUGGUUUGGGCGCGAAAGCAAGCAGUGAUAAAGAAGAACGUGUUCCAAGUGCAUAUUUACUUGUUUAUAUAGACGCUGACGCGAAAAGAUUGCAUGAAGACUACCCGAUCGAAUUAAAUCAUGAACUUCAGCGUGUGCUUGAAGAUGACAUGCAAUUAUUACAACAACAAUUAGAAACAAUCAAAUUAGAACGUUUAUAUUCGGAUAUGAAAUCUGCUUGUGAGAAAUCAGAUAAACAACGGGGACAAGUACCAUUUUUUUCAGAACCAAAUUCUUCUAAUGAGAAAAAUGAAAUGUCAUUUGAUCCAGAAAUUAUUAAACCGGUGACAGAUGUAACACUGAAAUUGUUAAGAAAUCAUUCUGAAAAAAUAUUAUCGUGUGGUAUUCAACGGCUAUUCAGUGAGGCUGUUGAUAAAGAAAUAAAACGUAAUACAUAUUCAUCAAAUCAAAUAACAUCAGAUCUACCACAGACUGAUCAUCGUUUAUCACAUUUUAUCACCUAUCUAUCAGCAAAUCGUGUUGAUAAUAUUUAUAAACAACGUGCACUGAUUGAUAUUAUCCGUCUGAUACAACUUUCAAACGACGAUAUUAGACUAAAGAUAUUGAAAAUGCAAGCACAAGUUGUCUGUAAUGAAAUGAGAAUGGCGAAUGAACAACUUCAGGAAUAUCAGAGAUUGUUAACAGAUUACAAAGAUUAUCGCUCAGUUAUUGCCGCGUUUCUUGCCGGUUGUCAGUUGAUGAACGAAGACAAAUUUGAAGAGGCUAUCACCUACUUUUGCGUUGCCUGUGAAUAUAAUCUUCGUCUAUCAAAAAAUUGUACAUUACCGAUGAGAGCAAUGGAUAGUUGUCUUCUAUUUAAAGUUCGACGAUUAUGUUUUGAACGAUGGAAUGCGGUGGUUAUUGAUCGUUUUAAAAACGAUUUGGAUUAUAGACUUGAUACAAUGACACAUCAAUUUCUACCAUGUUUAAUGCAAUUGAAAUUGAGUUCGGAUGAUGAUCAAUCCUACAUAUCAGAAAUUCAACGAUUAUGGUGUCUUUUGCUCGAUAGAAUUGAACCACAACGUUUAACGUUAUUAGAAGAAUUUCUUCAACGUCUCCUAGAACAACCAAUUGGACAACAUUAUCACUCUGUAUCGAUUAACAAGAACAACUUAUUCGAACGUUAUGAAGAAGCUGUACAUCAUUUGUAUGACAAAUAUCCAACGCAUUUUGCAAAAGAGCCCACGAUGAUAGCAACUCCUCCUUCUCCUGUUACUACGCCGAUGAUUUCAGAAUCAAUACAACAGCAAACAAAUGAUUACCAACCUCAACAACAACCAUCUCAUCCUAAUUUUUUAACGCAAUCUUCACCAUUUACUCAUAGAACAUAUCUCAACCCGCUGUCAAAUACCUCACGUUCAUCAUCGUCUCGUCCUACUCUAUCACAACCUGUUGGAGUAGCUCCAACUUCUCGUCCAACUGGUUCAAUACCAAUUCCUGUUCAAAUUCAACAACCGAUAAAUAACUCAACAUCACCAUCUUUUUCUCAACUACAGUUUGUUAAUCGACUUCAUCAUCAUCAACAACAGCCGUCGUGUGAUACUAAUAACACACCAACAUCUUCAUAUCCACACAGAUUGUUGCCAUCAACAAGACCAGUAACUGGUACUGUAUCGGGUUUCGCAGGAUUUGAUCGUUCAUCGAAUGAUAAUUCAAGAAAUGAUAAUACUGCAUUAACAAAAAGUGGUUCUAUAUCGCCUAUGCAACAAGAUUAUACAAACGAUCAAGAACAAGAACAACAAACAACCGGAACUCGAGAUAUCUUGAACAGACAACAACAGUUUAUCGACUCUUCUCAUCAUAGACGUUUAAAUCUUUCACCACCGUCUCCACCACCACAACCUUAA